GUGAAAUCUCAGCGAAAUUGAAAUGGUUAAUUCCAACGUUGAAGGCUGAAACAAGCAAAAUGUUACAGUCAAUAUAAGAGAAGCUCGGUGUUACUCUUUGGUUUACUCUGGCUCCAAAAAGUGGCAGCCCCCGUACAUUUUAUGGGUUACCAAAAAUACACAAAGUUCCAUUACGUCCAACAUACAAACUCUCUAAAUACAUUUAUCGAAUUCUCAGCCCAUAUGAAAUGAAAGUGGAGCAUGGAGUGAAGAAUUCGUAUGAAUUUAAGAGGAAAAUAAAUUUGACUAAUACUGAAGAAGAUGAAAUAAUGGCAAGUUUCUGUGUUUAUUCAUUAUUCACGAAUGUACCGGUUAAUGAUUCUUUAAGUAUUAUUUAUAAUUUACUUUGUACUGACGACGAACUCAGUGGUCGUUGUCCUUUAAAUCCUGACGAAAUUAUGAAGGUAUUAGAAUUGUGUCUUCGAUCCACGUUAUUUGCGUUCAGAGGGGUUCUUUAUCGUCAAACAGGAGGCAUUGCUAUGGGAUCGCCAGUAUCUCCGCUAGUCGCCAAUCUGUUUAUGCACUCAUUAGAAACAAAUGCAAUUAUGAGAUGCCUUAGUCCCCCAAAGAUGUGGUUAAGAUACGUAGAUGAUACAUUCAUCAUAAUCAAACGUAGUUUGUUAAAUGAACUUUUUCACUUAAUGAACAAUAUGUCAGAAACCAUCAAGUUUUCCAAAGAGGUUGAAUCCGAUGAAAAUGAGUUGGCGUUCCUGAACUGUUUAGUAGGAAGAAAAUUAUAUGGGAAAUCUAAAAUAAACAUUUUCAGAAAGCCGACAAAUUCGGAUAGAUACAUAGAUUAGAUACUAUUCAGCUCAUCCAUUUACCACCAAAGUAACUGUGGCCAAGAAUCUGAUCAACAGAGCCAAAAGUCUAGUUACUGAGGAGGAAGAUAUUAGCAAGGAACUAAAAUUGGUUCAACCCACUCUUGAAUCAAAUAAUUAUCCUAAAGCCUUAAUAAAAAGAUAUUUAAAAUGUGAAGAUAAGGAUGGAUCGAAACCUGCUACUAAGAUUUGGGUUAGUACAGCGGUGAUCCCCUACCUCAAAUAAACAUCCGAUGAAAUAAAGCGAACCCUUAACGACCAUAACAUCAGAGUGUACUUUCGUACAUCUUACACCUUACGCUCAUUACAAGAAAACCAGUAGAACUGCCUAUACCAGAUCAAUUGUGGGGAUUGUAACGCAGUAUAUGCAGGAGAAACUUCCAACAGGUAAGACAGGUAAGAGUGAAAGAGCAUAAACAAUGUCUAAAGGUUGUUCCCAAGUCCUCUGCUGACUUGAAGAAGCUAGAAAACAACUCAGCGAUUGCAUUGCAUUCGAUAGAAACGGGACACAUAAUCGAC
Molecule: messenger RNA, 1379 nt
Organism: Trichobilharzia regenti
Lineage: Eukaryota; Metazoa; Platyhelminthes; Trematoda; Strigeidida; Schistosomatidae
Source: the annotation of a GenBank genome assembly